AUGGGACCCAUCCCGGGUGAGACUGUGAGGCGCCGGGGAGUGGCACCGGAGGCGCCGGCGCCGGUCUACUUCGCGGAUGAAGCGGGCCUGUCAGGCGCGGAGGCAGGCGAGGAGCUAGAAGAUCCAGAGCGGGCCAAGAAGCUGGAGGAAGCAUACGACUCCGCGGCGCGGGCGCAAGAGUUGGCGAUUGCGAAGCAGAACCUAAGGAAACGCCAACAAGCAAGAAGUCCGGAGGAAAAGAAGGCAUGUAAGGGGAAGAAGAAGAAGACGCGCGAGAAACGGUGGAUCUAUGAGCCGCUUCACGCCGGAAGUGGUGGAGCGGCGGAUGAAUUUCCCAAAGCCGAGCCCGUCAAGCUCUACCACGAAGUAAAACCCGGCAUGGAGCAGCUGGUCUACCUCUUCAUCGCGUGGGGAGUCAUGGAUCGCCACAUCCCGUACCACAAACCCCAAGUGCGCAAACCGAAACCCCAGGCAAAGGAGCCGCAGAAGUCCGAGGCAGUGGAGAAGAAGGGCCACCACCGCCGGCAGAAGAAGAAGCGGGGCAUUACGAAGAGAUGGGCGCCGCGGAUCAGCCGGCCAGGGGGGGGAGCGUCGGGAGGAGAUCCAGGAGAAGACCCCCCUGAUCCAGAGAAGAAGGGGUCCGAGUCCCCAGCAGAAGACGAGGCGACGCCCAAGGAGGAAGAAGGAAAAGAAGAAGAGGAAGGAAUAAGAGGCCCCUUCACGCACGGACUUAACCAGGAGGACGGAUUUUUGGAUGUUCUCGCCAAACGCGGGGAACGCGGGGAACGCGGGCGUGGGGAAAUGGAGAACCACCUGACCAUCCUGGAGAGAGGAUUUCUGCGCACCCCGGAAGCCCCGUCCGCCAGAACGCUCAUAACCCAGAGCUGGAGAACCUCCCGCGCCGACCGCAAGAAGGGCCCGCAGUGGAACGAGCUCAAGGACAAUGAGCUCCACGGUUAUCUCAAAAAUUGGGCUCACGCUGUAUUGGAGUACAAGCGCGCGAGCAAGAAAGCGGGGCAAGACGCUCGAACCAUAAUCUGGUACGAGUUUGUCUACCGGGCGCUGGCCCGGGCGGGGACGGACCUCUUGAAGCUCUUCCGCCGGCGACGGGAGCAGCGAGAACCCUAG
Klebsormidium nitens is the source of this 1128-nucleotide messenger RNA. The record is from the annotation of a GenBank genome assembly. NCBI's taxonomy places the organism in Eukaryota, Viridiplantae, Streptophyta, Klebsormidiophyceae, Klebsormidiales, Klebsormidiaceae.